AUGGAACGAACAGAAAUAAAUGCAGGUUCAACAGAGGGUGAACCAGCUGUUCGUGAUCAUAAUGGUACAAUUACUGUUAGUAAUGAUGAUCCUGCGAUUGUUAAUAAUAAUGAAUUGGUUAUUCUCGAAAAAGGUGUUAAAGGUACGGUUGUUACUGUAAACCGAAUAAAACAUUAUUCAUUUAUCAAACGUAAAGACAAAAUACAAUCUCAGGAUAUAUUUGCUCGUGAAGCAUCAAUUAUAAAUGAAUCAAAUCAAAGGAAAUUUUUUAUAUCCGAUACGUGUAAAUUUGAUUUAAUAAAAACACAACGUGGUCUAGAAGCUGUCAAUAUAAACAUCAUUGAACGAAAUAUAAACAGCAUAUCAAAGUUACCUAAAAUUCCUAAAAAAAAAGAAAACGAGGAAACACAAAUUUCAACAGAAUUUUUUAAACAAACAAUGUAUGAUACUUAA
Molecule: messenger RNA, 453 nt
Organism: Rotaria socialis
Lineage: Eukaryota; Metazoa; Rotifera; Eurotatoria; Philodinida; Philodinidae
Source: the annotation of a GenBank genome assembly